Messenger RNA from Anarrhichthys ocellatus (wolf-eel), 722 nucleotides. Its product is annotated as mRNA cap guanine-N7 methyltransferase-like. Lineage: Eukaryota; Metazoa; Chordata; Actinopteri; Perciformes; Anarhichadidae. Gene Ontology annotation, molecular function: mRNA 5'-cap (guanine-N7-)-methyltransferase activity. The record is from RefSeq and is a predicted model, not a curated record. Gene Ontology annotation, biological process: 7-methylguanosine mRNA capping. The transcript is spliced from 3 exons. The coding region runs from base 295 to 714 and encodes 139 amino acids. Gene Ontology annotation, cellular component: nucleus.
UCUCCUGAUGUAGACUCUCCUGACUGGUGUUCUCCUGUCGUAGACUCUCCUGACUGGUGUUCUCCUGACGUAGAAUCUCCUGACUGGUGUUCUCCUGACUGAUGUUCUCCUGACGUAGACUCCCCUGACUGGUGUUCUCCUGACGUAGACUCUCCUGACUGAUGUUCUCCUGGCGUAGACUCUCCUGACUCGUGUUCUCCUAAUGUUUUAUGUGAAUUAAUAAUCAAUAACGUGUUUUCAUUUUCAGAUAUAGCCGGAGUGUCGGUGGAUCAAUGUCAGAGUCGCUACGAAGACAUGAAGAAGAAAAGUCACAUUAACGAGAAACUCUUCAGUGCUCAAUUUAUCAACGCAGACUGUUCCAAGGAGGUUUUGUCAGAGAAGCUGGAUGACCCAGAGCUGCUGUUUGACAUCUGUAGCUGUCAGUUUGUUUAUCAUUACUCAUUUGAGAGCGAACAGAAGGCCGACAUGAUGUUGAGAAAUGCCUGUGAGCGUCUGAAACCUGGAGGUUACUUCAUAGGAACGACUCCUGACGCCUUCGAACUUGUUAAACGUUUGGAGGCGUCGGACUCUCUGUCGUUUGGUAAUGAGGUUUUUAAGGUUUCCUUUCAGUCCAAAGGUUUCUAUCCACUGUUUGGGUGUCAGUAUCACUUUAGCCUCGAGGACGUUGUCGAUGUUCCAGAGUCCCUCGUCUACUUCCCUCUUUUUGAACAGUAAGAUCAUAU